CAUUCAACCACUGGAAGGUCAAGCAUUUAAAUCAAACAUUUUAUGAAUCCAAUUCUGAUUAUAUACCAUUAAAUACGGGAGAUAGCAAACAUUCGCUUAAAUAUUUUACUGUAGUAGUUUGGUUUGAAGGUGCUGUGAGUAUAAUAUCGACAUAGGCUCUGUGUGAGGUUUCCAUUCCAUCAAAAUGAUACUUAGGACUGCAAGAUCUUUCGUUAAAACAUUCCAAACCAGAAAUUCCAGCAAUGUGUCAUUCAUCGGUCUCGGCCAAAUGGGUGCCAGAAUGGUCAAGAACCUCACCAGUAAAGGCCAAGAAGUAAAAGUAUUCGAUAUUGUACCUGCAGCACUUAACAGUGUUGCUAAUCUUAAGGGUGCUCAAGUUUGUAGUUCACCUAAGGAUGCAGCAAAAGAUGCAAAUAUAGUUAUCACUAUGCUUCCCACAGGCGAUAUUGUUAAAGACACUCUUUUAGCCGAUAAUGGUAUUUUAAAAGGCAUUCCCAAAAAAUCUCUUUUCAUCGAUUGCUCAACGAUAGAACCCAAAAUGGCUCAAGAACUAUCCAAAAUAUCUAAAGAAAACGAUGUUAGAUAUAUUGAUGCACCGGUAUCGGGAGGUGUAACUGGAGCUGAGAAGGGAACCCUAACAUUCAUGGUGGGAGGAUGUAAAAAUGACUUAAAAGAAGCUGAACCCGUGCUUAACAAAAUGGGAGCUAAAAUAUUUCCCUGUGGAGAUAUUGGAGCAGGACAGAUAGCCAAGCUUUGCAAUAAUCUUAUUUUAGGAAUAACUAUGAUUGGAACCUGUGAAGCAAUGAAUUUGGGUAUUAAAUUAGGUUUGGACCCGAAACUUUUAACAAACAUAGUCAAUGUAUCCACCGGUAGAUCGUGGUCUUCAGACACAUAUAAUCCAGUUCCUGGAGUUAUGCCUGAUGUACCAUCUUCAAAAGGAUACGAGGGAGGUUUCAGUGUACCUUUAAUAGCCAAGGAUUUAGGUUUAGCGGAAGCAGCAGCAUUAAGUUGUGGUACUCCACUGUUAUUGGGUGCUUUAGCUCAUCAAAUAUACAGAGCACUGAUUCUCAAUGGUUACGGUGACAAAGAUUUUGCAGUAGUCUAUGAAUUUUUGAAAGGACAAAGUAAAUGAUUAUAAGACCUAUAUUUGUUUAUUAUACAUGUGUUUUAAUAAAUUUAUUUUUAAAUA
This is a messenger RNA of Diabrotica virgifera virgifera (western corn rootworm), 1189 nucleotides long. RefSeq names its product 3-hydroxyisobutyrate dehydrogenase, mitochondrial. The transcript has 5 exons. Lineage: Eukaryota; Metazoa; Arthropoda; Insecta; Coleoptera; Chrysomelidae. Gene Ontology annotation, biological process: L-valine catabolic process. Gene Ontology annotation, cellular component: mitochondrion. Gene Ontology annotation, molecular function: NADP binding; 3-hydroxyisobutyrate dehydrogenase activity; NAD binding. The record is from RefSeq and is a predicted model, not a curated record. The coding region runs from base 185 to 1132 and encodes 315 amino acids.